This is a messenger RNA of Conger conger (European conger), 2256 nucleotides long. RefSeq names its product derlin 1 (gene derl1). The transcript is spliced from 8 exons. Gene Ontology annotation, molecular function: misfolded protein binding; ubiquitin-specific protease binding. The record is from RefSeq and is a predicted model, not a curated record. Gene Ontology annotation, biological process: endoplasmic reticulum unfolded protein response. Lineage: Eukaryota; Metazoa; Chordata; Actinopteri; Anguilliformes; Congridae. The coding region runs from base 215 to 964 and encodes 249 amino acids. Gene Ontology annotation, cellular component: endoplasmic reticulum membrane; Hrd1p ubiquitin ligase ERAD-L complex.
GACAGGAAGUGUAGCUCUGCUCUAGUCCUAGGAAGCCACGUCAGAGAAAUCGGCCCAAACCAACAACGAUGACAAAUUCAAACGCAAUCGUAUAGCAACACCACGGAGAAAGGAGUUUCUAACUUAGCUAGCCACCGAGGAUUAUUUUCUGGACAGAUCCAACCCGUUCAGGGACAAUUGUCAGAACUGUGGUCCCAAAGAUUUGGAUGCAAACAUGUCAGACUUCGGGGACUGGUUUAAAACCAUACCUAUCAUCACCCGGUACUGGUUUGCUGGGUCAAUCAUAUUUCCGCUCAUCGGAAAAUUAGGGCUUAUUAGCCCCUAUCACCUCGUUUUAUCGCCAGAGUUAUUCUUCCGAAAAUUUCAGAUAUGGAGACCGAUAACCUCAACGCUAUAUUUCCCAACGGGAUUCGUCUACCUGAUCACCCUCUAUUACCUGUACCAGUACUCCAGCAGGCUCGAAACAGGUGCCUUUGAUGGGAGACCAGCGGACUACAUAUUCAUGCUGCUGUUUAACUGGAUUUGCGUUGUUAUAAUAGGAUUCAUUAUGAACAUGCCGUUCUUGAUGAUAUCCCUGGUCAUGUCCGUGCUGUAUGUGUGGGCCCAGAUCAACAGAGACACGAUCGUCUCCUUCUGGUUCGGAACCAGGUUUAAGGCAUGGUAUCUCCCUUGGGUCAUUCUUCUAUUUAACUACAUCAUUGGAGGCUCGUUGAUCAGCGAACUGAUUGGAAACCUAGUCGGGCAUCUCUACUUCUUCUUGAUGUUUAAAUACCCCAUGGAUUUGGGCGGCAGGGCCUUUCUUUCCACCCCUCAGUUUCUGUACCGCUUCUUCCCCAACAGAAGAGGGGGAGUCUCAGGAUUUGGGGUGCCGCCCCCCAGCAGGAGGCCGGCGGCCCAGGAGCAAGAAGGGCCCGCCCGGGGGCGUCAUAACUGGGGCCAAGGCUUCCGGCUGGGUGACGACUGAAGAGCCGCGGAGGGAGGCAGCAGAGGCUUCUCCGAGACUUUUACCGUGCCAGUGGAAAAGACGAAGGACGUUUAGGAUGUUAUUUUCCCCCCCCCCUCCCCCCUCUCCUCGGACAGGUGUAAGAUCAGUCUACUGGCAGUGUCACACCUGCAGAUCAGCAUGUGAUUUUGGUUUGGUUUUGUCUGUACUCUUUAAUGAUGACAUAUUGUAUUUCCCUGUAAUUAAAAAGGUCCUGCGUGUGUAGCAUCCAGAGCUCAAUAACAGCAUUCAGUGCUGCAAGAACGCUGCUUAUAAACUUGCCUUCAACCGCAAGAAGAACACAAGCUUCCCUGCCUGUUUUAAAACUCACUGUGUGAGGGGGCAUUUAGACCAGCAAUUUGGGGCUUAAAAAGAUUAGUUUUUUUCUACAGGCUUCUUAACACUGAAAUGUUUGUCUGCCAUUAGUGAGCUGUUAUGUAGAGGUAGUAAAACACUGUCCAAUGGGUGGGGCUUUGUGUUUUUUUUUUUUUUUCUGAUUUGUGAUCUCAACGUGAUCUCAACGUGAUCUCAACGUGCUUUUUGAGGCAAGAGCAGCUCUGCAUUGGGGUUUCUGCUCCUCGAUGGCAGUCGUGCCAGUCGGUCAAGGGGAGAUGAAACCGUACCAUUCGGAUCUCUGUAAAACUGUGCCAUAUCAUACCCAACCGCUCUCGUUAAGCUCUGUGACAGGGAAGCUUAAUGAAAAUGUCAUGGAAAUGCACUGCAAGGAACAGAGGGCAUAUGUGUUCUGUAGAAUUAAAAAUAGCACUGAAUUCUGGGAAAUAAUACCACUUCCAGAAGAUAAACGAGGUGACACAGGGUGCCAAAAUACUGUUCCCAAGGGGAAGGCAUCUCAAAAUGUUGCAGUAGGCUGAUUAAUCUGGCAUGGGAUUCAUAGCUACUCCAUAAUGGAUGCUAGACUAUAUGUACAAAAUUAAAUUUCUGCCUAGGUACUUGUAAAAAAAAUCAUAGGUUCAGACAAAUAUGCAUACUUUAAAAUUGACACCUAUACCUUUCCUCACACUUUAUCCUAUUUUAAUGACAACUGAUAAACCAAUAUUGGUCAUCAAAUCCUUUGAUACCAUUAGACAAUUGGUUCUUUUUCAGAUUGUUUUGUCAAUUGCAGAUCUCUGAACGUAAUUUCAUUAAUUUUCCUAUCUGAAUGUGGAGCGCAUAGUAAGAGAUUAAUGUUGGUCUUGCGCUCUGGUGGUCUUUGUAUAAUUGUAAUAUUCCUACACGUCCAAUUCAUGCAUUGUUGAAUAAAACAUUUUCAUGCA